UGUAAGGAGUGGUACUUUUAAAAAGUGCAGCCCGCGAGGCCCGCCUGCAGGGCCAGCACCUCCGUGCAAAACCUGGUCUUGCCUGUCCCAGCAGCGCGCGUCUCCGUCCCACACCAGUCCGACCCAGACCAGUCCAGUCCGCACCAUGCCGGUCAAAGGAGGCAUCAAGUGCAUCAAAUACCUGCUCUUUGGAUUUAACUUCAUCUUCUGGCUCUCCGGAAUCGCAGUGCUUGCCAUUGGACUAUGGCUCCGAUUCGACUCCCAGAACCAGAGCAUCUUUGAGAAAGAAAAUCAUGAUUCCAGCUUCUACAGAGGGGUUUACUUUCUGAUUGGAGCCGGUGCCCUCAUGAUGCUCGUGGGCUUCCUGGGCUGCUGUGGGGCUGUGCAAGAGUCCCAGUGCAUGCUGGGAUUGUUCUUUGGCUUCCUCCUUGUGAUACUUGCCAUUGGAAUAGCUGCGGCCGUUUUGGGAUAUUACCACAAAGACCAGGUGAUUGAGGAACUCCAGGCAUUUUACAGGGACACCUACGACAAGCUAAAAAGUAAGGACGAACCCCAGCGUGAGACGCUGAAAGCCAUCCACUAUGCGUUGGACUGCUGUGGUUUGGUUGGGGGUGUAGAACAGUUUAUCUCGGACAUCUGCCCAAAAAAGGACUUUGUCUCAAACAUCUCCAUGAAGCCCUGCCCUGACGCCAUCCGAGAGGUCUUUAACAACAAAUUCCACAUCAUCAUCGCCGUGGCCAUCGGGGUUGCUGUGGUGAUGGUCUUCGGCAUGAUCUUCAGCUUAGUCCUGUGCUGUGCCAUCCGCCGGAGCCGCGAUAUGGUCUAGAGUCUUCUUGUAUAUCUGAGCAGGAAAGUGCCCCAGAAGAUUGUUUUUUUUGUUUUUUUUUUGUUUGUUUGGUUUUUUUUUGCGACUAACUUUGGUAUUCAUUCUGCAUUUCUAAACGAAGAGUUAUUCUACUUCUGUCUUUUUAAUGCUUUAUUUGAUAUGUAUGUUUGUAGUUAAGGGACUGGAUUUUUGUUUUUUG
Messenger RNA from Choloepus didactylus (southern two-toed sloth), 1025 nucleotides. It is a transcript of the gene CD9, whose product is annotated as CD9 molecule. The transcript has 8 exons. The record is from RefSeq and is a predicted model, not a curated record. Bases 146 to 826 code for a protein of 226 amino acids. Lineage: Eukaryota; Metazoa; Chordata; Mammalia; Pilosa; Megalonychidae. Gene Ontology annotation, cellular component: membrane.